AUGAGCCCUCCAGACAUGUCCAACAGCAGCGGAGAGGGAGACUCCGCUGACCCAGAGCGGUGGCUCCUCCUCAAUGACAGCCAGCAUCUGCACGGGUUUCACAGCGACGUCACCAAGCACGUUGGGGUGCAGGUCACUCUGAUCACCGCCUACUCCCUCAUCAUCCUCCUGGGCCUGACAGGAAACUCUCUGGUCCUCUACAUGAUCGUGCGCUACAGAACCAUGAGGACCGUCACCAACUUCUUCAUCGCGAACCUGGCGCUGGCUGACCUGCUGGUGGACACGCUCUGCCUUCCCUUCACGCUCAUCUACACGCUGCUGGACGAGUGGAAGUUUGGCGCGCUGCUGUGCCACAUGGUGCCGUUCGCCCAGGCGCUGAGCGUGCACGUGUCCGUCCUGACUCUGACCGUCAUCGCGCUGGACAGAUACCGCUGCAUCGUCUUCCACCUGGGCCACCGCCUCAGCUGGCACGCCAGCUUCCUCAUCAUGGCGCUGACGUGGAGCUUGUCGGCAGUGCUCGCCGCUCCCUUGGCCAUCUUCAGAGAGUACCGCCAUGAGCAGUUCCCACCCAUCAACCUGGACAUUGCCGUCUGCUCAGAGAGGUGGCCCCACGGCACCAGCAGGGACGGGGUCAUCUACAGCCUGUCCAUGCUUCUCCUGCAGUACAUCAUCCCUUUAGCUGUCAUCAGCUACGCUUAUGUCUGCAUCUGGGUCAAACUCAAGAACCAUGUCAGCCCAUCCAACCGCAAUGACAACAUCACUCGCCGCAAAAACACCACCAAGAUGUUGGUCCUGAUGGUGGUGGUCUUUGCCUUCUGCUGGCUUCCGUUCCAUGUGUUCCAGCUCGCCAGUGACCUGGACUUGGUCCUCAUAUUUGAGGAGUACAAACUCAUGUACACGGUGUUUCACAUCGUGGCCAUGUGCUCCACCUUUACAAACCCUCUCCUGUAUGGAUGGAUGAAUAAGAACUACAGGAACGGCUUCCUCAUGGUGUUUCGCUGCGAGGAUAAACCGGACGCUUUUCACCCCGAGGGCUCCUUUCGGACUCGGUCCUUCAGAGGCAUGACUCUGAAUGGGCGCAACGGUGGACACCCACCGACGGCUGUGUGA
This is a messenger RNA of Synchiropus splendidus (mandarinfish), 1110 nucleotides long. RefSeq names its product neuropeptide Y receptor Y7 (gene npy7r). Gene Ontology annotation, biological process: G protein-coupled receptor signaling pathway. The record is from RefSeq and is a predicted model, not a curated record. Gene Ontology annotation, molecular function: neuropeptide Y receptor activity. The transcript has a single exon. Bases 1 to 1110 code for a protein of 369 amino acids. Gene Ontology annotation, cellular component: membrane. Lineage: Eukaryota; Metazoa; Chordata; Actinopteri; Syngnathiformes; Callionymidae.